CCAUUGCAUUCCAACCUGGGCAGCAAGAAUGAAAUUUCAUUUCAAAAAAAAGAGAAAGCCUUAUAAACUAAAUACCAGAGUACAUUGUUUUACUCUGAGGAUGCCUGAAAUGCCACAUUAAGGCUGUUUGAUGGGAAUGUCCAGAAAUAAGGAAGGGAAGAGGGGGACACUAAAGGAAUCUCUCAGUCUCUCACUCCUCACCCUAAAUUAGAUGCUAUAUUUUCUAUUGUAUUGGCUAUAUUUUUCUUUUGUUUUUUUUUUUUUUUAAUUUCUAAAAUUCAACCAGAGCCUACUUAGAACUGAGUUGGUUUCUGUGGGACCUGCAGGGAGGUGGCAGUGAGACUCAAGGUGUCAGAGAAGCAAAGGAGCAGGGACUGGGGAAGGGUGGGGUUCCGAGGAAGCACCCCCACAUCACAAUUUUGCCCCAGUGCUGGGGAGAAGAGAAAUGUCCCCAGCUUGUCUCCUCCUCUCCCUCUCUUCCUCCUUCCUCUGCCUUCAUCUUUCUCCUGGGAGAUUUAUUUCUGUCCCUUUUUUCAUCUAAAGCAACGGAAAUGAAUCAUCUUUCAGCCUGUUUAAUAAACAGCCCCAUGCCUCCUGACCCCAGCUGACUCUCUCACUGGCUCCUCUGUGGCUGCUCCUGGGCUAGGUCUCACCCCCUCAAAGGCAAGACCCCCUCAUGGCUAGCUAUUCUUGGUAAUGUUCUCCACCCUCCCUUCCCGCUCAGUCCUGGCAGCUUGACCUCCUCCCACCCCAGGGAUGACUGGAAUCACAGACAGCAUUCCAAGCGACAAUCCCACGAGCUGACCAGAGGGGCAGGGGAAGCAAGGGGGCCACCAUGUUUAGAGGGUUUUUUGUGCCAUCUCAAUGACCCUAUUAGUAGAUCUCAAAAUCUGCAUUUUACAGUUUGAGGAUUCCGAGGCUCAGAGAAGUGAAAGAACUUGCCCAAGGACGAACAGUUGGGAAAUGUGGAAAUGAAGGAGUCAACGUUUAAAGCCUGAAUUUCUGGAUUCCUGAAUUCGUUCCAUUGCACCAGAUUGCUGUGCAUGUGUGUGCACGUGAGUGCUGUCACCCGCAUGUGUGUUGAAUAGGGAUGUAGGCAGGUCAGCUAGAACAUCAGCUGCGAUUCACCAGGAUGGAAACCUGAUUUUAUCUUGAAGGUUAACACCUGUCUAUCAUAUGCAGAUAACUUAAUGCAUCAUAUGCAUGUGUGCAUUAAGCCCUCUACAUAUGAUAGACAGCUAUUAACCUACAGAGGAGAUGGCAAGUAUGUACAGUAUGUAUUUCACCAGGAGGCCCGUGAGUCACUGAAGAUGAUGUCAGGGAGUAACAAAGAUAGGGGAGCAGGAAAGAGGAUUAAUGAAAUGCCCAGAUUUAAGAACACCCAUAUCUUACCUUCACCUCAUGGUGAUGGAACGUCACAGGUUAAAGUGCAUGGCUGUGUCCACCUUGGUGAAACCACACUUUGCUGGUGAACAAAAUCAUGCAACUAUUAGUUGGACUUCUAAAAAUGUGCAGGUACCAUUUCUAGGAGCAAUAUGGAAUGCAGGAAUAAAACUGCUAACGCCAAACUCUCUGGUAUGGUGAUGUGUGUGUCUGGGGUCAGAGAGUGGAAUUAACACAAAUAUAUAAAUAACCAUGAUGCAAGGUAGGUGGAAAGUGCUCAAGGCCAAAAGAAAUGGACACAUACUGCAACAGUAUUCUAGGAGGCCCAGAGGCAGCAGAGAUUACUCCAGGUAGGGUAUCAUGGAGGGCUUCCUGAGGAUAUGGUAUUUACAUAUAGCUACGUCUCCAAAUAGAUUUUAAGAUCAACAGCAUGGUUUAAGAGAAGUUAGAUUCUGGUUAAUUUUCCAAGAAGCGCUGAGAUGCAGACCUAUGUCCCUGUUCCUCUUUCAGAGACGUGGAAACUGAGACCCAGAGAGGUCGAUUAGGUUGUCCACAGCCUCGCAGCUAGCAAGUGACGGGCUACGAUUUGAUCUUGGGCCAGGGUGUUAGACUCCAAGUUGCGUGCUCCUGUCCCUCCCCGUGAGUUGUCGGCGGAGCCCGGGACCUGCCUGGACUGGCCGAGGGAGGGGCGGACAGUCCGGGCGGGCGGGGCGGGGCUGGCGGCCGCCGGGGCCUGGCUGAGGCACAGCGGACGGGUCGGUCUUCACCUGCCGGGCAGAGCGCACGGGCCAUGGGCUGAGCCCCGCUUAGCCCGCUGGGCCGGCCAUGGGCGAUCGCGAGCGCAACAAGAAGCGGCUGCUGGAGCUGCUGCAGGCGGCGGGCACCGGCAACGCACACUGCGCGGACUGCGGGGCGGCAGAUCCCGACUGGGCCUCUUACAAGCUGGGGGUCUUCAUCUGUCUCAACUGCUGCGGCGUCCACCGUAACUUCCCUGACAUCAGCAAAGUUAAAUCCGUGCGACUUGACUUCUGGGACGACAGUAUUGUGGAGUUUAUGACCCGCAAUGGGAACCUCCGUGUGAAGGCCAAGUUCGAAGCCAGAGUCCCAGCUUUCUACUACAUCCCCCAGGCCAAUGACUGCCUGGUCUUAAAGGAACAAUGGAUUCGAGCUAAGUAUGAGAGACGGGAAUUUAUGGCUGAUGGGGAAGCCAUCUCACUACCAGGUAACCGAGAAGGAUUCCUGUGGAAGCGAGGAAGGAACAACUCACAGUUUCUGAGAAGGAGGUUUGUACUUCUGGCAAGAGAAGGACUCCUGAAGUACUACACAAAGGAAGAGGGUAAAAGCCCCAAAGCUGUCAUCAGCAUUAAGGACUUGAAUGCCACCUUCCAGACAGAGAAGAUAGGGCACCCACACGGGCUGCAGAUCACCUACAGGGGAGAUAGCCACGUCAGGAACCUGUUUGUGUAUCAUGAAAGUGGGAAGGAGAUAGUGGACUGGUUCAAUGCUCUCCGUGCAGCCCGUCUGCAGUACCUAAAAAUGGCCUUUCCUGAGCUCCCGGAGUCUGAGCUCGUGCCAUUCCUCACCAGGAACUACCUCAAACAAGGCUUCAUGGAAAAGACUGGGCCAAAGAGAGAACCCUUUAAGAAAAGGUGGUUCGCCCUGGAUUCCCAUGAGCGGAGGCUGCUCUAUUACAAGAACCCACUGGAUGCCUUCGAGCAGGGCCAGGUUUUUCUUGGGAACAAUGAGCAGGGAUAUGAAGUCUAUGGAGACCUGCCCAAGGGCAUCCGAGGGAAUCGCUGGAAAGCCGGACUCACCAUUGUCACCCCAGAGAGGAGAUUUGUCCUCACUUGCCCCAACGAGAAGGAGCAGCAGGAAUGGCUGGAAAGUUUGCGGGGUGUCCUGUCCAGCCCCUUGACGCCCCUCAGCCGCCUCAGCCUUCCUCAGUGCCGACAGCCCUGUGAAAAAAGAGGAGACAUGCUGAGCUCCAGCAGGAAACUGCUGGCCCAGGCGCUGGCUUCUGGGGCUCAAAGGAGAAUUUCUGUGUUUGGAAAAGUACAGACUGAGCAGGUGACCCCCGACAGCCCCUUGGGGGAAACCCUUGUACCCUUUGAGUCUGACCGAUAUAAACACGAACUCUCUUGACUGUCCGACAAAGGCCAAAGCCAGAGAGCCUCAGAAAGGACUUGCAAAUUGUGAGUGAGGCACUCCAGCUGGCGCUUCCUUUUCUCUCUGGGCUGCCGCUUAUGAGUUUCUUGGUUGUUCUGUCUCUGUGCCUCUGUCCCUCCACUUUUCUCUCCUUUGCUGGUGUGUGCGUCCCCUCUGAUGCCCUGGCUCUCACCCUUUCAUUGUUUUUUAUUCUGACUCCCUCUGUCUUUGUGUAUGUGU
Messenger RNA from Sapajus apella (tufted capuchin), 3768 nucleotides. RefSeq names its product ArfGAP with dual PH domains 2 (gene ADAP2). Gene Ontology annotation, molecular function: GTPase activator activity; phosphatidylinositol bisphosphate binding. The transcript has 11 exons. Bases 2209 to 3525 code for a protein of 438 amino acids. Gene Ontology annotation, cellular component: plasma membrane; intracellular membrane-bounded organelle. The record is from RefSeq and is a predicted model, not a curated record. Gene Ontology annotation, biological process: positive regulation of GTPase activity. NCBI's taxonomy places the organism in Eukaryota, Metazoa, Chordata, Mammalia, Primates, Cebidae.